Messenger RNA from Corticium candelabrum, 666 nucleotides. RefSeq names its product A disintegrin and metalloproteinase with thrombospondin motifs 6-like. Lineage: Eukaryota; Metazoa; Porifera; Homoscleromorpha; Homosclerophorida; Plakinidae. Gene Ontology annotation, molecular function: metalloendopeptidase activity. Gene Ontology annotation, biological process: proteolysis. The record is from RefSeq and is a predicted model, not a curated record. The transcript is spliced from 6 exons. The annotation marks the transcript as partial.
AUGGUGGCGGUGCAGCUGCAACAGCCUGACAAGAUGAAUGGACUAAUCGCCUACGGUCAUCGCAGCUAUUUGAUUGAGCCUGCAUCUGAUGAGCGCUAUCAUCUCCUGAAGCCUCUGCCAGCACAAACCAAGCAUGACAAUGGUUGCCCUCUUACCAUCAGCAAGACGACUCCAAUGACUGCAAAAUGCUUUCUUUCUCUUAUCUUCUCUGCAGGCUCUAGAAAACAGUUUAUCAAGGUGGAUGAUGCUAACAGAAGCCUUUCAGAGAGAAGACGGCGGUCAGUGAUAAGAAGUAUCCAGAGAUUCAUAGAAACAACAGUAGUGAUUGACCAGUCAAUGAUGGACUUUCACGGCAAUCAGACGGUGUCCUACGUCAUGUCCAUUAUGAACAUGGUUCAUAAACUAUUCAGAGAUCAGUCAAUUGGUCACGCUAUUGACAUUGUGGUCAGUCAGAUCGACAUUCUAAAUAAAACAAACCUCAUGAAUCUUACUGGAGAAGCAAACAAAGAUCUUAAUACUUUCUGUCAAUGGAAACACCAAAAAGGAAAUGGGAGGCACACAGGGGAAGAUCUGUCCAUUCUCCUCACCAGAAAUGAUCUUUGUGUUCCUAACCACGAGACUUCAUGUCAGGAAACUUGGGGCCUUGCUUACGUAGGAGGAGCAUGC